Messenger RNA from Nematolebias whitei (Rio pearlfish), 4733 nucleotides. It is a transcript of the gene fam120c, whose product is annotated as family with sequence similarity 120C. The record is from RefSeq and is a predicted model, not a curated record. NCBI's taxonomy places the organism in Eukaryota, Metazoa, Chordata, Actinopteri, Cyprinodontiformes, Rivulidae. The transcript has 17 exons. Bases 698 to 3799 code for a protein of 1033 amino acids. Gene Ontology annotation, cellular component: nucleus.
GUCAAACAUCCAUUUCAUUCCGCGUCGUGUCCGUUCUGGACGUGUCUUCGGGAGCUGACGCGUCAAAUCACGCCGGGGACCCUGCCAGACAAGCUAACGGCUAGCACCUGUUAGCAAACAGAAGAGCAGCUAGCCGCACAGCCGGGCACACCGUAAUAUUUUGACUUUAAGCGAUAUCCUGUCACGAGCGAACCAGCAACCUAUCGCGACACAACUACUAACAUUUCACGGAUGUUGUGCACUAUAAAUGUCAAGAAAAAUCCAGCUGUCGUUUGAAAAGGACCGGAUUUCAAGGUUUUAACAUUAUGUUCGCUGACUGGCCUGUGGAUCGCUAAGUGAUGCGCAGUCCUCUGUUAAUGUGCACUAACGCGACACGGUAGUUCGAGCAGCCGUUCACCAGCCCGCCGCAUGCCCGGUACCUGCCGCCAUCGGAACAUUUGGAAGGUAGUUGUCCUACAGCUAAAUUAUGGGAGUAGGAGAUGAGCGGAACUUUUUCUGGCUCUAGGUAGUGUCACUGGCCUUGCUGGCACCGCACCAGAAACCCACGAACUAACCCCGCGAACUAACCUACACUUUGUCCCGACUCGGGAGACCAGUUAGCUCACCUGGUCUCUCGCCCCAGCCCAUUACAAACACGGCGUACAGAACGUACUGGGAAGCCGCUCCCAGCCAGACACACCGGCUCAACAACACCGUCAUGGGGGUGCAGGGGUUUCAAGAGUACUUGGAGAAGCGGUGCCCCGGGGCCGCGGUCCCCGUCGACCUCCUCAAGCUUGCUCGUACGGCGGCCCGCCAGCCACCUCACCAUCAUCACCCACACCACCACCCACACCAUCCCGGGCCCAUGCCUCCCCCGCCGGCCAGGAUCCUAAUCGACGCUGACUCCAGCCUCCAGCGGCUGUAUGGCGGCUACCAGACGGACUGGGUGUGCGGAGGCGAGUGGAACGCCAUGCUGGGCUACCUGGCUGCCCUGUCGCAGGCCUGUCUGUAUCAGGGUGGCCUGGAGCUCGUGGUGGUUUUCAACGGCACUCUGGGGAAGGAGCGCUGGCCCGAGUGGGCGCGGCGAGCCCAGGGCCAGCGACAGACGGCGCAGCUGAUCGUCAACCACGUCGGCAGCAAGGCCACCCCGCCCCCCCGGGCAUGGUUCCUGCCUCCGGCCUGCCUCAGCCACUGCGUCCGCCUCGCCAUGUUCCGCUUCCGAGUGCGGGUUGUACAGACUUUGGAGGACCACCACCAGGAAGUGCUGUCUCUCUACAGGGACUUUGGAUUCUCUGGCUUGAUUGCUCAGGACUCCGAGUUUGCCCUCUGCAACGUGCCUGCCUAUUUUUCUUCACACGCACUCAAACUAAGCUGGAACGGCAAGAACCUGACCACACAUCAGUAUCUGCUCUCAGAGGCUGCCAGGCAGCUUGGGCUGAAAACGCAACACCUGCCACUUUUUGCUGCUCUGCUGGGAAAUCAUAUUCUGCCUGAUGAAGACCUGGCUGCCUUCCACUGGAGUCUGCUAGGACCAGAACACCCACUUGCUUCCCUCAAGGUGCGAGCCCAUCAGUUGGUGCUGCCACCAUGUGAAGUUGUGAUCAAAGCUGUCUCAGAAUUCGUCUCCUCCAUCAAAGAACUGGGAAACCUUGAUGCCAUCGCCAGGGAUGUCUUCAAACAAUCACAGUCACGUAUGGAGGACAAGGUGGAGCGAUUCAAAAAAGCUGUGGAGUACUUUUCAGCUGCCUCCAAACCACGCUCGCCAAACAUGGGGCCGUCUUCUUUUAUUUUACCUGGGUUUGGACCCACACUGUUUGGGGGACCACCUGGCCACAUGGGACCGAUGCCUCUUGGAAAGAAUCAGUUUCUUCCACCCCAGGGUCCAGGGAUAAAGCCACCUUUUCAAAAUGCUCCUUUUGGACCUGGUUCCACCCAACUGUUCCACACCCCCCAGCAGCCAUCUCAGGACUGCAAUGACUCACUGACGACUAAAAUGGGCUUCUCCGACUGGUCGGCUCCAUACGACUCAACGCAGGGUGGAAGUCGGUUACCCAAUCAUCACACCAGCACUCAGUCUGGUCCCUCUCCGUCUCCCUCUUCAUCAUCAGAUGGAGAUGAACCAAGUGACAACAACCCAAACCAUUUGACAGACAAAUCUUCUCGGUGGGAGGAUCCUGGUGGAAGAGGGGGCUCUGGAGAUGGUUCUCAAGGCAAUGGGAGUGGGUCAAACAUUCCGUCACUGUUGUCAAUGGCAACACGAAGUCACAUGGACAUAACCACGCCCCCUCUGCCUCAGGUCAGUGCUGAGGUUCUUCGUGUAGCUGAACACAGACACAGAAGAGGACUAAUGUACCCCCAGAUUUACCACAUUUUGACAAAGGGAGAGAUGAAGAUGCCGGUGUGUAUAGAGGACGAGUGUAACUCUGAGCUGCCUCCUGCCUCUCUGCUGUUUCGUGCUGCCAGGCAGUAUGCAUACGGCGUCCUCUUCAGUCUGGCUGAAACGCACCGCCGCUUGGAAAGACUCUCUCUUCGUAAGAGAACUUCCCUGGAAGUUCCCCCAGUGAUUGUGAAGGAAUGGGUCUGUGGUAAGGCCAAGUCAGCCUUGACUCCAGAGCUGGUUCCGGCCCUGUGUUUUCGAGAGUGGACCUGCCCCAACCUGCGACGGCUAUGGUUGGGUCGUGCCAGCGAAGACCGGUCCAGGCGAACCAGAGCCUUCCUGGCAUGUCUCCGCUCUGACUGCCCAGCCCUCCUAAACCCAGCACAAGUCCCGCAGCAUCUCCUGCUCAUGUGCUGCGUGCUCAGGUAUAUGAUGCAGUGGCCUGGUGGAAGGAUCCUCCAGAGACACGAGCUUGACGCCUUCCUGGCCCAAGCUGUUUCCAGUCAGCUCUAUGAACCUGACCAACUCCAGGAACUCAAGGUUGAGAAGGUGGAUGCCCGCGGCGUGCAGCUUGCUGCUCUCUUUAUGGCUGGUGUUGACACCGCGUUAUUCAUCAAUGAUGUCUGCGGCCAGCCAUUGCCAUGGGAACACUGCUGCCCCUGGGGCUUCUUUGAUGGCAAAUUAUUCCAGAGCAAACUGGCCCGGGCUGCCCGUGACCGCGCUGCUUUGCUGGACAUGUGUGAGGGACAGGAGGAACUGGUUUCAAAGGUUGAGAAGAUGCGUCAGGCAAUCCUUGAGAGCAUCAACCUCUCUCGCCCUCCUCCUCCUCCUCCUCCUCUUCCACCUCCUGCCUUCCUCCCUCCUGCCAUGGUGCCCCCCUUCUAUCCAAUGCCCCUCUACCCACCCCGCCCUAUGGGUGGCAUGCCUACUCAUCAUCACCCACACCAUCCACAUCACCCUGCCCAGCACAGACCCAGAGCUUUCCCAGGCAUUCAGUCUAUCCCUCCUCAAGGAGGUAAACUGGAGAUAGCUGGCAUGGUGGUUGGCCAGUGGGCAGGGAACAAACCUGUCCGUGGCAGGGGAGGCUUCAACAUGCAGGUGGUGUCAGUGGGCACAGGAAAAGGAAGGGGAAAGGAGAUUCCAGCAAAAGUGAAGGGAGGGAAAAAGGUAGCUGCCAACAGAACACAGACAUCAUCCCCCCCAGCCGGCAGUCCCUCGAAGCCUCCAGAGGAGGUGGGCUCCAUGCCAGAGAUUACAACUCAGCAGCUGAACGGCAGCUCAUCAGCCUCUGCCAUCGACCAGCCCCUGGAGCUGGUCCCUCUGGUCCAGCCAAUCCCGUGUGCCUUAGCCAGCAAAGACAACCAAUCAGAGGGGUUGGAGGUGGAGGGCCCCUGUUGCCUUGACGACUGCCCGUCAGACGAAGCGCUACAAAAGGAGGAGUGAUGUCAUUCUUUCCAGGAUGCACCGCUCUCAGAGAGUUGUUUGUGUUUGACUGCCUUUCCCCCCUUUUGUUUUUUAUUUGUUGCCCUGUCUGCUAACCUCAUGCUAAAUCACAUGGAGCAGGAAGUGGGGCAACAACUCAUUGCUUCACUUCCUGCCCCAUCUGAUCGACUGAAGCAGUUAGCUGUUUCUCCCCUGAUUUUGCUCAUGUGGUUUUACAACGUUUCAUAAAAAGAGUUUUCUCCAUGAGUUCAUAAGCGCCCCACUCCUUAAAAAAGAAAAAGAAUCCUAAAUGUCGCUUUCUUGCACUCGAAGCUAAAAAGGCUUGAAGUUUUUGUCCCGUUUCUCAGCCCACCAUCUAAUGAGCCCUGUAGCCCCUCAGCAGGGAUGUCUGUACAGCUCGAGGUUUUUAUUGUUUGCUUUUAAUGGUCCCAUUAGUUGGAAUUCUGCACGAUUGUUGAGGAUGCGGCUCUGGUGAUGGAUCAGAGGUGGUUUCCAUGGUUACAGUUGCCACGCCUUGUCGCUGUGGUCACUGUUGGAUUGAUGGGGCUUGUUGCCAUAGAGGAGUUUGUCUGACGUGAACUGAUAGUUGAGCUCUGGUGAGAAUAAUUUCAACACAGUGGUGUACCGUUCCUCUGUGCAGUGACCCCCGCCCCAUGCACACAGUGAUAGAUUGUGUGCUAGCGCAAGCCCCCACUUUAUCAAUUGAUUGGUUAUCUAUCACUGGAGCACUUGUGCACCAUCAUGGUUAUAGUGUGCUAUCUUAUUUUGACCUAUGUAGCCUAGUCCUUAGAUGUGCUAAGAAACCCCAUAAAUUGAUGCACCUUAAGCCCUGAAGUAUGCAAGAUAGUCCUUUGUCUUUUUGUCCCAAAGCUUUGAUUGUAUUAGCCCAGCAGAAGCACUUAAUGAUGUAUUUAAACAUGAUCAAUCUAAUUAA